AUGGAUACAGUGGAUUUUUUUGUCUUAUUUGAUGGUCAAUUUCACAUGUUCAAACAAGUUGAACAAUUACAUUUGUAUUCCUCAUUCUUAAAUGUCCCUGAAGUAGACAGUUUUAUUUAUUCAGAAAAGUAUCAAUUUAAUUAUACAAAACCGGUAGCAACAUCUUUUAUCACGGUUCUCAAUGAUGCGUUGAAAUGCUUGGCAGAAUAUACUAGCAAUAUACCUUCAACAAUUCUUGAUACGUUGCAAUUUAUUUUUGAUAUGGAUUGUCGCGAAUUUGAUCUAAAGGACAAUCCUAAGACUUUAUCACAGAAUGAGGGUCAUGCUUCUAAAUAUUGGCCGAUCGCAGUGUUUCUAUUGGCUUUUUUUUAUACUUUUUACUAUUUGGAAAAAACCUAUACACAAGACGGAUAUAAUCCUUUGACUAAUGACCAAAUAGAUAGGUUUGAGGCAUAUCUUAAACAAUUAAGUGAAAAUUUGAAUGAAAUCUACGAAAUUUUGGAGAAAAAACAAACAGAAGACUUUAUUGAAAUAAAUGGUUUAUUAGAAACCCAAUUAGAAGAAUUAAAUAAUAAAAAUGAUAGAGAAACGUUUAAAGCCGUUGGAUAUGCAAUAGGCACUUUAUCUUCCAUUAUUGCAACAUUUAAUUCAGUUAGUUGGAAGAAAAUUGCUGGUGUUAUUUCUGGUGGAAUAUUUGGUGAAAAGACGUUAAAUAAAAUUACCAAUAUACAAAGUUAUUGGUGA
Rhizophagus irregularis DAOM 181602=DAOM 197198 is the source of this 744-nucleotide messenger RNA. NCBI's taxonomy places the organism in Eukaryota, Fungi, Glomeromycota, Glomeromycetes, Glomerales, Glomeraceae. The record is from RefSeq and is a predicted model, not a curated record.